AUGAAAUUGGACGUGCAGCCUCAUGGAUUGCUUGUGGCCACAGAAAGUAGAGGAAUAAAAUCAGACUCUGUCCUUAUAUCACUGGAAGACAUGCAGCUGAGGGUACUAUCUCUGGUACAAGUUGAUGACUCUGGUACUACAGUCAGGAAGGGAACCAUCCCAGCGCUCCUUCCCCUCCUCGCCUCACACACUUUGGAGAACUCCCUCUGCUCGCAGAGCUCCUGCGUGCAGAGCGCAGCCCUCCCUGAGCUCAGUGGAGGCCGCCCUCCCCCUGGCGCUCUCAGACCCAGUAGCUUAAGGACCUCGCGGUCCUAUAAAGGCGUCAAGCUGGACGCCCCGACCACAGAAUCGCCCCACGGGGCUUUCCUGAACCCAGGCACCAUGAGCUAUGGGGACGAGCUGACCCCCGAAGCUCUGAGUGUGCCCAGCGGUUUUGAUGACCUGAUCACCUCCACCACCUCCCAGGUGCUGCAGGCCUUGUCCAAAGCCACAUCUGCGGUUGGCCAAGCUGGCCGCGAAGGCGUGCUCCCCAUUGAUAAACUGCCAGACAGCAUGGCAAACACAGGAGACCUGGCCGACGUGUCAGGUCCCAUAUCUUCGGAGAUGGUGUCUCAAGAUGAGCAGGUGCAGUUCUGGUUAGUGAUAGGGUACACCGUAGUGGUCUUUGCUGCCAUCCUAGGCAACUGGGUCUUAAAUCAUGUCAUUAUGAAAUACAAGAGGGUGCACACUGCUACCGGCCUCUUCGUCGUCAACAUCUCUGUGACCAACAUGAUGCUGGCUCUUCUCAGCUCCCCUUUCACCAUGGUGCGCUACCUAUGUAAUUCCUUGGUGUUUGGGAAGAUGACAUGUCACCUCAGUCGCUUUGCCCAGUAUUCUUGUGCCUAUGUAACUGUGAUGACCAUGGCUGCUAUUUCCCUGGACCGGCAUCGGGUGAUGUUAUAUCCCCUGAAGGCCCGAAUUACUCCAAUGCAAGGCAAUGUGUGCAUUAUUCUCAUCUGGAUUGUGAGCACCUGUGCUGCUUUGCCACAUGCCAUUUACCAGAAGCUUUACCAAGUGGAGAUUGGAAACAUAACUGAAGAAACUGCCUGCCUUCCUAGUUUCCCAUAUACUUCAAAAUCCACAUGGAAAUACCUUGAUCUGAGCACCUUUUUGCUUUUCUUCAUCCUGCCAUUGAUGGUGCUGGUGGUUGUGUAUGGUCAUGUGGCCAAGAAGCUGUGGAUCCAUAAUGCUGUUGAUGAUAUCAACAUCCACACCUACAUCUGCCAGCGUGGGAAGAAGAAGCAGACCCUGAAGAUGCUGAUGAUAGUGGUGCUUGUCUACACAAUCAGCUGGCUCCCCCUCAAUCUCUACUUGGUGCUGCUAUCCAGUGAAUCCAUUUCAAGCCACAAUAGUCUCUACUUCUUCCUCCAUUGGCUGGCAGUUAGCAGCUCCUGCUACAAUCCCUACAUCUAUUGCUGGCUCAGUGAUAGCUUCCGAAUUGAAGUUCAGAAGGUCAUCAUGGAAAUCCAGAAGAUGCUGAUGGAUGGAAUCAGUCGCCUGAGGGGCGAGCACCGCAGGCUGAGCUCUGUCUCACCCACUCACCGCUCUGCCUGGGUGGAUCCCAAUCCAGGAGUUCCCAAAUUCCCGACAUUCAAAGAUUUUGAUGAGCUACCCAGUCCCCCUCCCUCCCCAGGGGUGGAAAUCUCCUUUCUCUAUCCACGAGUGCCUAGAGUUUAAGCUGCCCAGACCGCGAUAGAUUAUCCAUCCUCAAAAUUUUUGAGAUAGGGUGGGACCAAAAUAAUUAUGAUUCAUUCACUUUUUUCAUAGUGGGGGGAGGGGCCUGUAUUUGAGGGACAGGGGUCAUUUGAACCACCAUACAUGCUCACUCUUUAAUUUCCUUCUCCCUGUCAUUUUUCUUGUUUCCCUUUCCUAUUUUUUACUCUCUUUCAAAAGUGAUUACACUGAAGAUAUUAGAUCUUCAGGGUCAUCAGAGAUGUUCUGAUGUUCACUCAAAGGAAAGCCCUACUCUGGUAUGGGGUCUCCUGAAUUACAAUUCUGAUCCUGGUCACCUUCUUGAUUUUUGUGUGCCACCUGGCCAUGGCACUUGUCCUCUGAUAUCCCAGAAGUUGUCUCAGGAGCUGCAAGAACCCCUAGAGAUUCUUAUUUGUGUUUUAUUUAGAUGGAUAAGAGGCCAAUCUCCUUAUCAUAUUCAGAGGGAAAUGCCAGGAGAGAAAGACAUAGUUCCUGAAAAUUUAUUUAGUGCUCUGGGAACUCAAAGCCUCUUGUAAGUGGAAGUUGUUAGUCAUAGCUUAUCUCCUGUGGCAAAGUGAGAAUGAGAAAUCUUACAGAUACAGAGGAAAAGACAAAGCAGUUAAACGGUUCACCCCAUGUCACCUGGGUUAUUUCUACAGGUUGCUAUACAAUAAUCUGUUGUUAGCUUCCCUUUGAAUGCAAUGAAAAUGGAAGUGCCCAAGUUAGCACCAUAAAAUCCAAAAAGUUCUCCCUGAUUCUUGAUUCUACAUUUAACAGCAUACCUUGUCUCUAUAAAUUUUUCCUGUAUAAUUUUGCUGUUCCUUUUCUGGAAAAAGAAAGAGUAUAAUGCACCCACUCUUGAUUUAAUUGAUCUAAUCUCUUUAGCCUAUGAGAAUUUCAAUUCAGCUGGAGAGAUGAAGAGAAAGAAUGCAGGUUCUUCUGCUUCCACAUGGUCUUUCCUGGAGACAAUGUUAUCGGUACUUUGAAGAAUGUUGUCUGUUUUGCGUGUCAAAAUGAUGCCAUAAUGAGAGUGGGAUUUCCUUUCCUCCUCGUAUUCCUCCUCUUCUCUUGUCUUCUCAUCCUCCAUCUCCUACUCCUCUUUGUUCCCUUCUUCCUCCCUGUUCUUACCUGCCUAACCUUCCCUUUCCUCUCCAGUCCAGUCCCCCCUUUCUAGUUCUCUUCUUUUAUCUUGUCUCCUCUUCUUGCCCUUCUUCUCUCCUCCGCCCUCUUCCUCAUUACUGCCGAAUCUCUUCCUUUUGCAGCACCAUUCCUCCAAGUGUGUUACACAGUAUCCUCAUAUUUUUACAAGUCUUCUGUUUUAAUAAACUGUAUUACAAACAAAGUUUUUUUAAGCAUUGAAACUAACCAUAUUUGGCAGGCAGUCUUCGAGGUAGCUACCAAUGAUCCUGUCUCCUUGGUAUGUCUCCUCCUUCUCAUAUGACACCUCUGUCCAACAAUUCAUGGAACAGCCACGUGAGGGAGCUGGAGCCAAUGCACUGAGAGUAGAAUGAUGAGCUAUUACUUCCUCCUCAUCUCUCCUGCUGAGUUGAAAUCCUCAAGGUUAAAGAUAUGGUUACAGUUAAAACAAUAGUAGCGCAUUAUACUUUUCCUUUCUCCAGAAAUGGAAAACCAGACAGCAUAAGUGUACAUGAGUCAAGUAUGAUGUUAGAGUCUAGAUAGUCUUAUACCACCCUGAUGGGACAGGGUUGGAUUGUUAGAGCUAGAACCUCAAGUAUCUAUGGUAGAUUUCCAUACUUGGUAUAGUGUUGCAUCCCUGUUUUAGAUCAAAGAGAAAUUGCUAGGAAAGAGCUCAUUUGUACUUUGAACACUCCUUAACAUUUCACUUUCAUAAAUAAAUCCAUUACCUCCUAUCUUGCUAUUUUCAACAUUCAAUUUCUUUCAACAAAAAUUGAACUUUUGUCACUUUAGCACAUGACUAGAUGUUUGGAGAAGUCCUAGGCUGACUACAUGACUACACUUGUUGUUGUCAACUUUAUAACCUGCACAUUUGUUUAUUGCCCCCUGUGGCUUCAGCUGUUUUUCAGAUUAAGUAGUCUUUGUGAGUGGUGAGCUCUGCUGGUACUUUUUCUCCCUCCUUCUGUAAAUCCUUCUCAUUCUCUGAACUAAGGACAUUGAGAUAUUCUUCCCUUUCUCCUUUUGGCAGAUGGAUACAACCCAGGACAUCGGGCUGACUGUCUAGGACCCUGCUACCCCACAAGGAGAGGGCAGAGUGGAAUUGCCCCUGGGAACCCAGUGCUUCUUGGAAGGACCAUCCCUUGCUCUGAUAUCCUCCUUCUCCUUCUUAGACCUAGGAGAAAUUUGGAUGAAAGGGCUAUCAUUGUAAUUUAAAUGAUUAUUGUGCUAUUGUAUUUUCACCUAAUGUUCUUUCAUUCCCAGGAAAUCCCCUCGCUGUUCUCAUCCUUACUAUCUACAAAGAAUCAGACUUUUUCUAUUUUCAGUAAGGUCGGGAAUAUGGAAUGUUCCAUGCUUUGAUGUCUGUUGCUGCCUUGGCUGUGAACUCCACACUCACAGAACUUCGUUUUUCCGUGAGCUUUGGUGAUGUAUGCAGUGUUUAAAGAACUAGGCCUCUGGAUAGUCUGAGUUUGAAGCAGGGUUUUGUUUAGUAGUUAUUUUUGUCAACAGCAACUAAUCUGAACUCAGCACCCAGCCAAGUCUGAGGGUGCUAUGAUUGUAAGUAACCUCUGGCUGGGGGGCUCAUUUGGUUGGAACAUGGUGCUAAUGAGCUCUAGGUCCUAGGCUCUAACCCAUGUGCGGCCAUUUAGCCCUGUGGGUUCGAGCACGGUGCUAAAGAACUAUGGUCAUGUGGUUUCAAAACCCCAUGUGUGUCUGUUUACACAGACUGCACCACUCACCCUAGCCAGCAUUUUCCUGAUCAUGGGUUAUCAGCUGCCUGGAAGAUCCAGAAAAACUGUUGUGUAAAUAAAUAGCCCUGCAAAACACAUUUUUCACUUCUGAGGAAACGAAGUGCACUCCCUCCUAAUGAUACAUUAGUAGUGUCACCUUCUUAUCCAAAGGACAUCACUUAUGAAAUGUAUAUUUGAUCUAAGUAAGUUGCAGCAAUGCCAGAAAGGACUCAUGAAUAUAAAUAGAUUCACACACAGAUAAUUACACAAAUAUAUACAGAUGAACAUACACAUAUACACAGACACAAAAGACACACAUGUUGAAGAGGCCCUUAAUGAAAGAAAAAAAAAAAGAUCUUGCUGGCCCAUGCUAGAAAACAGAAGGUUAAAUACCUGUUUAAAAGAUAAUACAUGAAGGUGGUAAGCCACUGGAAAUUCAUAAAGACAGUGAGAUUUGUGAGCUUGGUCCCCCCAUUAACACAUGUGGAGUAGAAAUGAGAACAGAGAGCUAAAAUGAUUUUGCCUAUCUUGUGAGGAGUUUUCUAAUCUUGUAUAUGUUUGUUUCUCCAUGACCUGGUUUAAUAGGCAGUUUUGCACCAGGAGAGGUACAUGCCUUAAUAUCAGCAAGUGCCUACCUGGAAACAUAAUUACAGAUUUGUAUCAUCUACUUGCUACUCUACCAUUGCUGAAGGCUGUCAUCAUCUCUAGACUGAGACAAAUUCUCACUGAGGGAAAAUCUGUUGUCCUCUGGGCCACGCAAGGGAGUAAAGAAGAUGGACCCAGUCUGGACAUGAAGUUGUUUAUUGUGGUAAUUCCUGGUAAAGGAUGCCCAUAUGUCUAGUUCAAGCUCUCUUCCCUUAAAAUGGUAAUAGAAAUAUGCUGUUUGUGAUGCCUUUCUCAUUUCCAAAUUAAGAUCCUGAGGGAUUUUGUAACAAGUGUUUAUUGUCAGCAUUCUUUGCCAUAUUGGAAAACUAGAUACUUCCAGGUAAUCUAGAUAGGACAGUGGAUUUUAUUUUCAAAUAUGUUGGUGAAUGGAAAUAGUCUCUGAAAAUUACAGUUCUAAACAAUGGAAUUGAACUUGAUGAUACCUUAAUGACUUUUAACUUUUCAGCUUCUACCAUUGUUCUGUCUUUACAGCUUUGUGGAUUGACGGGAAAUAUACUAGGCAUGUGUAGGCAGGCACAUCAAACACUACCUACUUGGUUCAAGCUUAGUGAUAGCAUAGGCUGCUUGGGCUUGAAAGCUCCCAGGAAAGAAGCCUAUGAGAUUGCCAAAUUCUCUGUGUGAAAGCUUCAGAUGCUGCAUUUAAAUGACAUAGGAAACAAACCUCCCUGUGGAGAUACUGGUGAAUUAUAAUGAGGCAUUCUGACAAAGGGGAAGGUGAGGAGUCUCACUGUGUUACAACAUGAAAAUGGACAUCAUUCUGGAGUCCCAGCAGGCAUGCAUGUGCUGCUCAUUUACUUGUUACUUUAAGUAUGCUUUACCAAUAUUGCUAUUUCUCUGUACCCUAAUUUAGUGUUUGCUUGUGGAUUUUGGUUUGGGGAGGGGAGGGAUAACAGAGUAGGGAAUGGGGGGGGUGGGCAUAUGGGAAAUGGGGUUAAGACAUAUAUGUAUUCAGCACACAUUAUAA
Messenger RNA from Oryctolagus cuniculus (rabbit), 6225 nucleotides. Its product is annotated as G protein-coupled receptor 83. The record is from RefSeq and is a predicted model, not a curated record. Gene Ontology annotation, molecular function: neuropeptide receptor activity. Gene Ontology annotation, biological process: neuropeptide signaling pathway. Gene Ontology annotation, cellular component: plasma membrane. Lineage: Eukaryota; Metazoa; Chordata; Mammalia; Lagomorpha; Leporidae.